Cylindrotheca closterium is the source of this 2046-nucleotide messenger RNA. NCBI's taxonomy places the organism in Eukaryota, Bacillariophyta, Bacillariophyceae, Bacillariales, Bacillariaceae. The record is from the annotation of a GenBank genome assembly.
AUGAGGCAACAGAAAAGAUUGAAGAGCAAGCACCCUUGUGCUGGCAACGGCGAUAGAGCUCAAGAUACUCAUAACAGAAACGAUGCUGACAAAAUCUCAUUAGACAGCCUUCCACCUGGUGUGCUCAACCAGUAUGUACUAGACAAAGAUGAUGAAUGGUCGUACAAUAAUGGUGAUGAUGGUAAUAAUGGUGAUGCGAAUGGCAAUGAACCAUCAAUGAGUGAGCAGCCAAACGAAGAAACAACAGAAAGCAGUACCAGAACUGAUCAACCUGGACACAAAACUACCUGUCUAGACAUUAACUUAUUCAAGCUCCCAUGCCUACAAGACGCCAACCUUGAAUCACCAAAGACCCCUUUUGAUGUUCUGGCGGGAAGCUUGAUUGCUCUCAACAAAUCCUUGUUGCCGCGUCACUGGUUUCAGUUGUUCCACCGUGAAAUGGAAGAAAGCAAGGUUCAUGAAAGCAUCGGAACAUUCCAUGAAAUACUGGGAUUGGACCAGAACAAGUGUUUGGAUGUUCUUGUUGCUUCCGGACUUGUGGCACCUAACAAGAACGGUAAAAUGCAAACAAAGAAGAAGAUAUUCAGAAUGCUUAAAAUUUUGGCUGAUGGCUUUGACUUCAAGAUCAACACCACAAUCCAAGGUUCCACGCACUCAUUUGUCUUGAUUGGUCCACCAGAAGCAAAGUUGCCGUCCCUUAGUGAACAACUAGGCAUAGAGAAGGAAAUACCAUCGUUUGACCUGUCAAACAUUGCCAUCAUCCGAGAUAGCUUCAAGCAGUACUAUGACUCCGAUGAGAUUCCAAAGCGACACGCAACAAGCACGGCACCAGAAGAAGAUGCGGAAAAUCAUUUGAGUGAAACCGACCAAACCAAGCCAAGGGGAAUCCUCUAUAACAGCCCAAGCCUGGGAAAGAAGAAGAAAAACAAGAACAACAGACGAAUGAGAACCACACUCUUGAUUGACGGGGAGCGGGUACCAUGCCCAAACAACUACAAACUCGUUUCCAAGCAGAAAUUGAAUCAUUACAAGCGGACAGAGAAACUGUACGAAGCAAUCCGGAAGGCAAGCAAGAGGAAAAUCUGCGUCUUGGAUGAGCAAAUGAAGUUCUUUCUUGGAGCAGUUGUUGGUCUGUGUGUUCAGGUCCCCGGUGUUGCUUUUGAGCAAAUCUUUUUUUUGGCUGCGAUUAUUUUUGCAACCAUCCUCAAGCUUGUUGACUUCAAAGAUCAGGAAGCAUCUACUAUGAGCCACCUUCAGAUCCUCAAAAUGAUGCCAUCUCAAACCACAGGCAACAGGUAUGCGCAAAGAGCAGCAGCACACAAUGUCAUCCGUCAAGGCGCCCGAAUGAUGCAAGCCAAAGCGCUUUUCCUUGGAGCAGACAAAGGCGGCAGUAGUUUGAUAAAGAAAAUCUGCUAUUUCUCUGAAGAAGAUGGGAUAAUUGACACUAUCGACCUUGAUUUUGAUGGUUCUGGAGAGGACACGGUAGCAUGUGCAGAUGCCGUCUAUCAUUCAAUGUCAAGGUAUGUCUUUGGUGAUGAUAAGCAUAUCCAACUGAACAACAUCAUCAAGGGUGGAGGAAGCGAUAGUGGCGGGGGAUUCAUAAACGCGAAGAUGAAGGAACAGCUUGUGAGAGUUUGUUUGGCUAGCAAUACUGAAUACAUCCACUGUCCAUGCACCUCUCACAAUGACCAGACCAAUCUUCGAACUGCAAUUGAAAAUAUCUUUGGUCAAGGCGGGCUUGAAAGACGCAAUGAUAUGCAACUACUCCAUGCCUAUGCUUACUUUCAAAGGGAAUUUUCUGACAAAGACGAAUACUUUGAUCUUCUCAAAGCUUCAUACCAUGGGAAAUUUCCCGACAAGAAAGCGGUGCCAAAGGAUUUGCUUCGAUUGAUGCAGGAACCCAUUUUGACGAGCGCCAUUUGCAAUGUGGAAAAAACCGACUCAAAGAAGAAUAAGUGUGGCAGAAAUUUUCUUUCCUUGGCAAAAGAGCCAGUGAUCAAGGGUGAUUUGGCAUUUUUGUUUGAUUUUGACCAAGAGCUUUUUUAA